Diaporthe citri is the source of this 285-nucleotide messenger RNA. RefSeq lists its product as uncharacterized. NCBI's taxonomy places the organism in Eukaryota, Fungi, Ascomycota, Sordariomycetes, Diaporthales, Diaporthaceae. The transcript has 2 exons. The coding region runs from base 1 to 285 and encodes 94 amino acids. The record is from RefSeq and is a predicted model, not a curated record.
AUGGCUAAGGCGUUGUUCGAAGGCAAACCAGGGCUCGAGUACAUUGCGCUGAGCUACACGUGGGGCACGAGGCAUGUGGCUGGCUUCAGGACCAAGAAGAGCAACUUCAACAGCUUGACUAUUCCAGGCGCCGUCUCAAAGCAGACCAACAUCCCACACACAAUCAAACACGCCAUGCACGUCGUCUGGUUGCUAGGAGAGCGGCACCUCUGGGUAGACUCCCUGUGCAUCAAAUGCGACGACGAGGAACAUUUGCAAGAACACCUGGGCAGCUUCAGAUUAUAG